Molecule: messenger RNA, 2713 nt
Organism: Branchiostoma belcheri (Belcher's lancelet)
Lineage: Eukaryota; Metazoa; Chordata; Leptocardii; Amphioxiformes; Branchiostomatidae
Product: Kv channel-interacting protein 4-like
Exons: 8
Coding region: 795-1562 (255 amino acids)
Biological process (GO): regulation of potassium ion transmembrane transport
Cellular component (GO): voltage-gated potassium channel complex
Molecular function (GO): calcium ion binding; potassium channel regulator activity
Source: RefSeq, a predicted model, not a curated record
ACUGAACAACAUUGAAGUCACCUUGUCAAGUCGUACCAACUGGAUGAGCUGUAUCAGGGGCUGACCUGUGUACCUUGGUAUACGUCCCCAGGGCGUCGUAUGCUUUAGCUCAUCUCUGAUCAAUUGUGAGAGGCCCACUCGUUUAACCAACUGUUUUGUAAUGGAUCAUCCGGAAUCAGUAAUGUGUUGAUUUGAUAAAGGAAGGCUCACAUUUAUUUUGUUAAAUCAGGCAUUGGACAGAGGGGCCUGCUCAUUUGAUUACCAGAAGGUACCAGCCCACAUGUGGCUGUGGGUGGUGUAUACACGUGCAGCUGUGUGAAGGAUAGUGUUUCCAGUACAGGUGUCCUUUUACGCCAUUGUGUUGAACGUAUUGACACAGUGCGGGUCAUUUGCUAAGGUUACUUUUCUACAGGCUAUGUUUAUGGAGCUUCGCUUGAAGAACGCAGAGGAAAACUUGAAGUAUUUUAUGGGAAGCGGCUUCCAUACUGACUGUGCAACUGGUUGUAGUACUCUGUCAUUGAUUUUUUGAGUACACUUGUUGUACUUGUUUGCCGCCUAUAUAACAAUUAGGUUUUCCUGCUGUCUUUCCUCUAAAAGGAAACAAUAUUCGAUGGGGAUCCUGGCUUUUAUUAUGCUGCUGCUGUAGCCAGAGUACUAGUAAAGAAAAAAACCACAACUCGGAACUGCUGAGAGAGGCUCUGUGCCUUGCCACAUUGGAUGAUCCAGUUGAGUGAGUGAGUACUGAUAGAGUACAGACCUACAUGUACAUGUAAUAACAGAGGAGACAGUUCACCAUGCAGCGGUCACGGAAGGCAACACAAAAGGAGGAAAACUCUUUACCCUACAAAUACCGACCCCCAUCUAAGGAGCAGGAUGGCCAGCAACCUUUGGUUCAUAGAAAGGAUUCUACGACAUAUCGAAGAUGUUCCCGGGUUGUGCAGUGGUUUCGAAGGUGCUUCGUACCAGAGAAAGAAAAUGAGAUUGACGAUCUCGAGAUGCAGGUGAUGCGAUAUAAACCAGAGGGCAUUGACGAGCUCGUACGGAACACCAAGUUCACCAAGAAAGAGCUCCAGAUCAUGUACAGGGGCUUCAAACAGGAGUGUCCCACAGGCCUGGUUAAUGAGGAUGCUUUCAAGGAGAUUUAUGCACAGUUCUUCCCACAAGGAGACUCGUCAGCAUAUGCGCACUAUGUCUUCAAUGUCUUUGAUGCAGACCAUAAUGGCACCAUCAGUUUUGAGGAAUUUGUCAUUGGUUUGUCUGUUUUGUCACGAGGCUCACUCAAUGAAAAGUUGAUGUGGGCAUUCAAGCUGUAUGACAUCAAUGGUGAUGGGUACAUCACGAAGGAGGAGAUGUUAGACAUAGUCAAAGCAAUAUAUGACAUGAUGGGCAAGUAUGCUGACCCACCCAUAAGUGAAAAUGCACCAGGGGAUCAUGUGGAAAGAGUAUUCCAGAAAAUGGACAAGAACAGGGAUGGUGUGGUUACCAUUGACGAGUUUAUGGAAACGUGUAAAAAUGAUGAGAACAUCACCAAGUCCAUGUCUGUGUUUGACACCAUACUGUGAACAGCACAUCAGUGAAACAUGUCACUAUCGUGAUGUAGGACGGGUGAAAGUCAUGUUUUAAUCCUUGUAUGAAUAUAUUAUAUAUAUAUAUAUAUAUAUUACAUAGAGAGAUGUAUACAUCAUAAAUCAAAACCAUAACACCAGUCUACCGCUUCUUGAAGCAAAGGAAUUCUGCUAAGUAUUUGACUGUUUCAUAAGAAGUGUUUGCUGACAUGUUUGAAUGUAAGAUUAUGUAUGUUGAGAUAUUGUAGAAUAGAUUAAUUAUUUAUAUUCACAGACUUCACUAAUCUUUAGUUAACGUUAAUCAGUGUAUGUGUGGUUUGCCUCUCCAUUAAACCGUGAAAAUGAUAUUUUUGAAGUUCGAUAAAAGACCAGGGCAUAGGGUUUAAAGAGAAAGGCCAAAGAUUUUCCACAAUAAAAUUGUUGAGAAGGUGAUAUUGGUUGAUUACAUGCUAGAGGCAAAGUUCAAGAUAUGUAUACUUGUAGUUAGUACCCAAGUGUAUCCAUGUCUUUUUGUGUGAUAACCAAAUGUCACAAACUUGUGUUUUAUGUACAUGGAAGUAUAGUUCUGUACAGAAGUACUGGGUGCAUGCAGUUCAAGAUGACGAUCAAUUUUUUGUGAAAUUUUUAAGGUGUACAUGAGAAUAAAAGUGAACACUUCGUUUUUACCAUUUUCUUGGAGAACACCAGGUUCCAAUAUUAGCUGUAUAAUGCUGGUUUCAUGACAAGCGACUGAGUCUUUAACAAUAAAAUCUGUGUAACAUUUGGAUGAGCAGAAUAGAGUGUAGUGUUUAUGACAUGAUUUGUGUAAAAGUACUGGCAUAGUUAUGACGAUUGUGUCAUUUCUUUAACAAGCAUUAUAUACAAUGCGCCGGUUUUUCCGGCAGAAAUAUUAUCGACAAUUACGUUUAAUGUCUAGAUGAUGUUAGGCUUUUGUUGUACGUACAGAGUCCAUGUGUAUAUAAACUUGUGUGUAUUGGAUUUGGAGAACGUUUCAUUCCAUGGUGUGGCUGACCCCUUCACAUAUCACGACUGUCCCGGUCAGGGGGUGUAUAAUGACGUCACGAAACAAAGUACAGGAGGGCGAAAGGAUGUGCGUAAAUACUGCCAAGUGCAUUUCUCACGUCAAGGGAAUCGAUCUAUUGAAAGAA